GACUGAUGGGGAGUAACGGAACGCCGGCCCUGUUGUGCGUCGGGUUUCUAGGAAAAUGAAACAUGACGCGUUUCGGGCGAAAAACCCUCCUCAAGGUCACACACACACGCACCAACACACGCGCUCUCGGCCGAUCGUUAGCGGGCUGCCAAGAUCACGCCACGUUUCCUGCUGGUCGGACACAUCCCGUCGCCCUUCAACGGCGCUCGGGAGGUGGCACGGGCGCGUACCUAUAUAACACCGGGGACACGGCCCGAAAAGCCAACCACUCCCAGAGGCGAGCCGCGACCGGACAGAUCCACGACCUCCGGAGAGAAUCAGCAGAAGAAGAAGCGAGAUGAGGCUGUACGUGUUAGCGCUGCUCGCGGGUCUGGCGACCCUGGCGCACGCGGCGGGCCAGCAGAAGUACACCACGCAGUUCGACGGCGUCGACCUCGACUCGAUCCUCAACAACGACCGCCUGCGGAAGAGCUACCUGGACUGCCUGCUCAAGGACGGGGCCUCCUGCUCGCCCGACGCGAAGACGCUCAAAGAGUCCAUCCCCGACGCGCUGGUCAACGACUGCGCCAAGUGCAGCCCGCGCCAGAAGGAGGGCACCGGCACGGUCAUCAACUUCGUGCGCACCAAUAAGCCCGACGAGUGGAAGCUGCUGACGGCCAAGUACGACCCCAACGGCGUCUACAUGAGACGCUACGGCCACCGUCUUCACCGGUAGACCUUCCACCCGCCCGGUGCCUUGGCCCCCACCUUCAGUCUACCACUUCAAGUAGUGUCAUAGCUCCACCUCCAGUGUACCACUUCAAGUAGUGUCAUAGCUCCACCUACAGUGUACCACUUCAAGUAGUGCCAUGGCUCCACCUCCAGUGUACCACUUCAAGUAGUGUCAUAGCUCCACCUACAGUGUACCACUUCAAGUAGUGCCAUGGCUCCACCUUCAGUGUACCACAUCAAGUAGUGUCAUAGCUCCACCUCCAGUGUACCACUUCAAGUAGAGCCAUGGCUCCACCUUCAGUGUACCACAUCAAGUAGUGUCAUAGCUCCACCUUCAGUGUACCACUUCAAGUAGUGUCAUGGCUCCACCUUCAGUGUACCACAUCAAGUAGUGUCAUAGCUCCACCUCCAGUGUGCCACUUCAAGUAGUGCCAUGGCUCCACCUUCAGUGUACCACAUCAAGUAGUGCCAUAGCUCCACCUUCAGUCUACCACUUCAAGUAGUGUCAUAGCUCCACCUUCAGUGUACCACUUCAAAUAAACUUCUUACAAAAACUCCUGCUUUUCAUUUCAUACCUCAAUGUUCCGCAAAAAAAAAUAUCUGUGCGCAGUAAUAACAUUUCUGUGCUUUUACAAAAUAUUCAAUUAAUAUAUUUUUUUUAAACCAUGGAAAGGACAAUCUAAUAUUCAAUAAUUGAACUUUAUUUUGUUUCAUUAUGCUUAUUAAUGUUCGUAAUUAAUACUGGGAAAUCUAUUCAGGGAACGAUUUUACAAAUAAAAUUUUUAAUACUGAAGGUACUGGGUCAACACAAAAACGUUAAUUCGUGGUGUAAGAAUCUGAACCCAGUAUUGUUUGCGACCACUGUUUUGAAGUGAAACAGUUGUUUUUCAUGUAAAUUUACAACUUUUACAUGAAUAUUUAUGUUCUGUGUACAAAAAAAUUUGCAGUGUGCAAAAAUUUGUGAUUUCAAUAAAGAAUGUAUUUUUAAUGGUGGCUAUCUUAGCUAUCUUACUCUUGAGUGUUCGGCGAAACCACACAAACAGAAAAAUUUGCUGCAUUUCAGGUUUGGCCCAGCCAGGCAACCAAGAAUAGCAACAAUUUUUCCGUUACUUGAAAAUUUGAUCCUGUUAAUAUGUAAAAAAAAAAAACUUAAACUGACUCAAUCACUCAUUAUUGUUAUUGAGAAUUAACGAAACAUCUCAAUAAACCAAUUUUCAUGACGAUCGG
Molecule: messenger RNA, 1938 nt
Organism: Bacillus rossius redtenbacheri
Lineage: Eukaryota; Metazoa; Arthropoda; Insecta; Phasmatodea; Bacillidae
Product: ejaculatory bulb-specific protein 3-like
Exons: 2
Coding region: 338-715 (125 amino acids)
Source: RefSeq, a predicted model, not a curated record